Coffea arabica (coffee) is the source of this 2754-nucleotide messenger RNA. The record is from RefSeq and is a predicted model, not a curated record. Lineage: Eukaryota; Viridiplantae; Streptophyta; Magnoliopsida; Gentianales; Rubiaceae.
UUACUGAUAUAAUUGCUGACCUGUAAGUUUUGGAAGUUUCUCCCAUGGAUAUUGGAGAAAAAGUUAUAAGAGCAUUCUUUGAUAUAAAGGAUUUACUUAAAAAGGAAAAGGAACAUCCUUCAAUAUACUGGAUUUAAAAAAAUAAUUAUGAACCUCAACAUUCUUUGUCCAAUUUUAUGACAAUAUUCUGAAGAGAAUUUGUCUCUGCGUAUGCUAGCCAACAGAAUAAUCUGCAAGUAUGAUUUAGAAGCUUUCCAUUUAAAGUAAAAAGACAGAGAGACCCACAUUCCCAUGUUCUUUCACUUUACAGUUUCAUGAAUUUUCACCUGUUUUCUGGGAAGCACAGCCUCCCCCUCCCCAAAGAGAGUAGAAAAGUUAGUUUUUCGCCCUUGUUGGGCUUCAAUUGUUUAAAAUUUGCUUUUGAGAAGUCAAGGUUUACUACUUCAAAAUUUUUGCCCAAACAUAUUGCACAUUUUGUGUAUCGUAAUGUAAACUUUGACAAACACUUUUCACCAUCUCAAUGUAUAUUUCUCUGCCUGUCCAUGGAUGUUUUCUACCAGAAACACAAUGGAUGCUAUUUACAUUUAUGCAUGUGAUUUUAAUUAUCGAGUGAUCACUUGUGAUAAAACAGAUAUGCUAUAUACUGCUGAUGAAAAACAAGCAUCUGAGACAUCUGGCUCAAAAAAUUUUGCUGAACAUGAAAACAAACAAUAUGAGUGCACAGAGGGCUUUGCAAAGGAUUUGGAAGGUCAUGGAAGCGAUUACCUAAAAUUUCAGCUAGAGAAGGAGAGUCAGCCCUUUGGUUUGGUAUUUCUUUGUUAUAGAUGUCCAAUCUACAUUGGUGGGAGAUACCUUAAGUACUCAAGAAAUGUCAGCCAGACUUGCUGGAUGAUUGAGGACGAAAGAAUGGGGGAAGCAUCAGUAGAGGAAAUAAUAGGUGGCAGCAUCCUUCCUCUCUGCCAAGGUGAUGGUUACAAGUUUCAUGCUGCUGGUAGAGAGGAUAUAGAUGUCAGGAUGUUGGGCACAGGUCGCCCUUUCCUGGUUGAGGUACAAAAUGCCCAUCAAGUUCCUUCUGAAGAACUUAUUAAAGAGAUGGAAAUGAAAAUAAAUAGCCAGGAAAAUAAACUGGUUGGGGUUAAGAAUCUCAAGAUUUUAGACAACAAAGGGUGGGCACUGAUGCGUGAAGGAGAAGCUGAGAAACAGAAGCAGUAUGCUGCUCUUGUCUGGAUUUCUCGCCCUUUUAAUGAUGAUGACUCGAAGACUCUAUCUUCACUUCAAGAGAUGCAAAUUUUACAGAAAACACCAAUAAGGGUUCUGCAUCGUCGAAGUCCUUUGGAGCGUGAAAAAGUUAUACAUUGGUACAAGCUCCACCUUUUACUAUUUUAUUUUUUGCCUUAUGAAUUAAAUUCUAUUCUCCUAUAGUCUGGUUGGGUUUACAUUGUUAAACAGGAUGAAAGUAGAGAAAAUAGCUGGAAGCUGUCAGUAUUUUCUCUUGCAUCUAUGUACACAGGUUUGUUUGCUUUGUUUUUUUUUUAAACAAAUCCACUAUUUAGUUUCUGAGGUACUGGUCAACUAUUGUAUGUCAUGGCAAGAAGUUUCCUUUACUUCACUUUACACUUUCAUAGUUUAUUGGAUGAAAUUUUUGCUUUUGCUUGAGCAUGUUAGAAGAUGCCAAUCAUAGAUGAACCGAGGCAUGGAAUGGGUUGCCAUUGCAGAGGAAAGUGUUGCUUAUUUGUUUGUUUUUCUCUCAGUGGUUCAAAUUUUGUUGUGUUACUCAAGGCACGAUAACAGCCAGAAAGCUGUACCUUUGCUUGGUCUCACAUUUAAUCUUGCUUAAAAAUUUUAUGUUUUUAGUUGCUAACAGGAUGCUUAGACUCAUGGAUAGGCAAUUGUUGUAAUGAUUAUUCGCGAGGAUAAUGUUUUUACUACUAAUACUUGUGGUGGCUUAACUUGUGAUGAUUGUAUAUUAGGACAGGCUGGUACAUAUAUUAAGGAGUUUGUGCAUGGGGAUCUUGGAAGAACACACCCCAGUAUUGGUUCCAUACUUGGGUGCAGAGGGAGAUACUGCAACUUGAUGUAACAGACGUGAAAAUGGACUGCUUCUAGGAUGAAUGAGUUGAUUAAGGAUUCCGUGGGACAGCUCCUUUUCAUCUUGCAAGAAAAUGCUUUCUGGAGUUGAUGGUUCCGUCAUUUCCACGUCCAGUUCUGGUCUCCUUUAGCCCUAAUGCCCGGGUGAUUAUGCAGUUAGGAUGGGUUUGUUUUGCCGGCACAUCAUGACAGGCUUCUGCUCAAUGUUUUGCAGUCCUAAAAAUCAAGCACAACUUAGAGGAAUUCAUGAUGACCGGAGUCGCUGCAUAAAAUCACUAACAACUUGGAACAUAUAAACACCUGUAUCAAAUAAAGCGAGAGCAGGAGGUUUUAUGGCGAGCAGAGCUUUCGUGAAAUGGGUGACAGUUGGGACGCUAGAAAACAGGUCAAUCCUUGGAUUUCAGUGGAGGAUCUCUGUAGAUUCUGCACGAUAAGAUGCCAGAGGAGCAAUGUUGGCUUGUAUUUUGUUCUCUGUACUGCAGUAGUUUAAUUGUUGUAAAAGAAUUGAUAGUUGAAGCAGGGCGGUAUGCAAACGUAAACAAGAUAAAUUUCCAAGUGGAGAGUAUGAUAAUUUAUGGUUUUCUUUCCUGAAAAUCGACAUAAACAUGGAUUAUUGACACUGUACAAUUUGAAAAGAGACGUCUGUAUUCAUCAUUUUCUCGAGUA